CAGUUGCACUAGAACUGCUGAUACAACCUACAUGUUUACAUCUAUAUAUACUCUGGCACAAACCAUAGCUUCUCUCGCAGCAAUUCCCAGUUCUUUUUUCUGCUUUUUUUUCAGAAACUAGAACUGGUGAAGUACUGCUUUAGAGACAGACAGCUAUGGCAAUUGGGCAGUAUAACCAUGCUGAUAAUGGUCAAGUUAAUGGCCUUGAAGAUUUGGAGCAGCCAUUCAUCCGGCGAGAAAAAGAUGUUGGAUAUGGAAAUAAUAAACCUGAUAAGCGUGUUGAAAGCGGAUCCAUUGGGAUGGUUUUGCUUAGCACAUUUGUUGCUGUCAGCGGCUCUUUCGAAUUUGGAUCGUGUGUGGGCUAUUCAGCACCCACUCAAUCUGCUAUCAGGGAAGAUCUUAAACUCUCUCUAGCCGAGUAUUCCAUGUUUGGCUCCAUAUUAACGAUUGGUGCAAUGCUUGGUGCUGUCACAAGUGGUAGGAUUGCAGACUUCAUUGGUCGAAAAGGGGCAAUGAGGAUGUCAGCUGGUUUCUGCAUUGCAGGAUGGCUUGCUGUAUAUUUCUCUAGAGGAGCUUUUCCCCUUGACAUGGGAAGGUUAUUCACAGGAUAUGGAAUUGGAGUUUUCUCCUAUGUGGUGCCAAUAUUUAUUGCUGAAAUAGCGCCUAAGAAUCUUCGUGGAGGUCUCACAACAUUGAAUCAGCUCAUGAUUGUCAUUGGAUCCUCAGUAGCAUUCCUAAUGGGAACAGUCAUAACAUGGAGAACACUUGCUUUGACUGGACUUGUUCCAUGCAUUUUCCUGCUUGUGGGUCUGUGCUUUGUACCCGAGUCUCCCAGAUGGCUGGCAAAGGUUGGCCAUGAGAAAGAGUUUCAAGUUGCACUACAGAGACUUCGUGGCAAAGAUGCCGACAUUACUUGUGAAGCUUCUGAAAUUCUAGAUAAUAUCGAAACUCUUCAGACUCUUCAAAAAGUUAAAUUGAUGGACUUGUUCCAAAGCAAACAUAUUCGCUCUGUGACUAUUGGAACUGCAUUGAUGAUAUUUCAACAAUUUGGAGGAAUAAAUGGAAUAAGUUUCUAUGCAAGUGAAACCUUUGCAUCAGCUGGACUUUCUUCAACCAAAAUUGGAACCAUAGCUUAUGCUUGUGUUCAGGUUCCAAUAACUGUAGUGGGAGCAAUAUUAAUGGACAAAUCUGGGAGAAGGCCACUUAUAAUGAUUUCUGCAACAGGGACAUUUCUAGGCUGCUUUCUAGCAGGAACUUCUUUCGUUCUCAAGAGCCACAGCAUAUGGCCUGAGUGGGUGGCAAUAUUAGCUGUUGGUGGGGUGCUGAUAUACAUAGCAUCUUUCUCUAUUGGACUGGGAGCAGUCCCUUGGGUGAUUAUGUCUGAGAUUUUCCCAAUUCAUGUGAAGGGGGCUGCUGGGAGCUUGGUGGUGUUGGUCAAUUGGUUGGGUGCUUGGGCAGUUUCCUAUACAUUCAACUUUCUAAUGAGCUGGAGUGCUUCAGGUACAAAAAUAAAGUCCCCAACAUUGGAACAAAACAAAAGGCAUUCAGUUUGCACUGUUGUUCAACUGAUGACUUUUAUCACUCCUUUAUUUGAUUUUUCUUUCUUCUUCUUCUUCUUUUCCAGGCACUUUUUUCAUCUACUCUGCAUUUUCUGUGAUGACUGUUCUUUUUGUGGCGAAGUUAGUCCCAGAAACCAAAGGAAAAACACUAGAAGAAAUUCAAGCAAGCAUCAACUCAUAGAAAAGAAGAAAGGCUAAACAAAGAAUUGACAUGGACAAUAGAUGGAGAAGAUAUUAAGACAGUUUCCUGUGAUUUUGCGUCGAGUGUCAUCUCUAUAUGGUGCUGAAAAAUUCAAGUCUGAACAGUGCAACAAGGAAAAAUAGAUGAAAUGGAAAUUACUUGUGGAUUGGACAGGAGAUCCUUGAUUGUACUCAUGUCAAAGAGGGAUUACUACUUUUACGUUUAUCCACUUUAUGAAGAGAAUUUUCUUUCA
Messenger RNA from Juglans microcarpa x Juglans regia, 1993 nucleotides. RefSeq names its product sugar transporter ERD6-like 16. Bases 156 to 1757 code for a protein of 533 amino acids. The transcript has 18 exons. Gene Ontology annotation, cellular component: membrane. Lineage: Eukaryota; Viridiplantae; Streptophyta; Magnoliopsida; Fagales; Juglandaceae. The record is from RefSeq and is a predicted model, not a curated record. Gene Ontology annotation, molecular function: sugar transmembrane transporter activity. Gene Ontology annotation, biological process: carbohydrate transport; transmembrane transport.